This is a messenger RNA of Gastrolobium bilobum, 2256 nucleotides long. RefSeq lists its product as uncharacterized. Gene Ontology annotation, molecular function: protein binding. The record is from RefSeq and is a predicted model, not a curated record. The transcript has a single exon. NCBI's taxonomy places the organism in Eukaryota, Viridiplantae, Streptophyta, Magnoliopsida, Fabales, Fabaceae. The coding region runs from base 184 to 1914 and encodes 576 amino acids.
CAACUGCAAUCUAAGGAUAAACAUAGAUCCGCAGAAACAACCUCUCUCUCUCUCUCUCUCUCUUGAUGAUAUCAUAAGAUCGUUACUCAGAUUCUAAACUCUCAGAAGCGGAAAUUAUUACGCCAGAAUAGUCGUUCCUGCUUCACCGGUAAUGGGUUUUCUCAACAACCACUGAGAACGGAAAUGGGUGGUGAAGAGUUCGCCGGAGAAUCCAACACGGCGGAGGCACUCACCGGAGCUUCCCGCCUCCGGCGAGCCGUCGAGCUCAUCUGCUCCUUGCUCUCUCUCUCUCACUCGAUCAAGGUCUUCGCCGGAAAAUGGAAACUCAUUCGGAACAAGCUGGAAGAGCUUCACUCCGGUCUAAUCGCCGCCGAUAACUGCGAUUCCGGCGAGAACCCAUCGCUCUCUCGGUUGGUUUCUUCGAUUGUGGCCACCGUGAAGGAGUGCGACGAUCUGGGUCGGCGCUGCGUCGAUUUCUCCUACAGUGGGAAGCUACUGAUGCAGAGUGAUUUGGAUGUGGCGUUCGCGAAGCUCGAUGGACACGCGAAGAAGCUUUCGGAGAUAUACAAGACGGGUAUUUUGACAAAUGGGUAUGCGCUCGUUGUGUCAAAACCGAGUCUUGGAGCUUCCAAAGAGGAUGUGAGGUUCUACGUGAGGGACUUGUUGACGAGGAUGAAGAUUGGUGAUUUGGAUAUGAAGAAACAGGCCUUGAGGAAUCUUCUUGAGGUUGUGGUGGAGGAUGGGAAGUAUGUGAAGGUGGUUGUGGAUGUGGGUGAUGUUGUUCAUGUGCUGGUGAGUUUCCUGGGUUCCACUGAGGUUGAAAUCCAAGAAGAAAGUGCUAAGGUGGUUUGUGUGGUUGCGGGUUUUGAUUCCUAUAAAGGUGUUUUGGUUGGUGCCGGGGUUAUUGCGCCGUUGAUUCGGGUUUUGGAUUGUGGUAGUGAGUUGGGGAAGGUUUGGGCUGCGAGAUGUUUGAUGAAAUUGACUGAGAAUUCGGAAAAUGCUUGGUCUGUUUCGGCUCAUGGAGGUGUCACUGCCUUGUUGAAAAUUUGUGGUAAUGAAGAUUGUAAAGGGGAUUUGGUUGGUCCUGCUUGUGGGGUGUUGAGAAAUCUUGUUGGUGUUGAGGAAAUAAAGAGGUUUGUGGUUGAGGAGGGUGCUGUGACCAUGUUUAUCAGGCUUGUGAGAUCCAAGGAGGAAGCAAUUCUGGUGAAUUCCAUAGGGUUCAUUCAGAAUAUUGCCUCUGGGGAUGAGUUGGUUAGGCAGAUGGUGAUUAGAGAAGGUGGAAUCCGUGCUUUGUUACGUGUUUUGGAUCCUAAAUGGUCGUAUUCUUCUAAAAGCAGGGAGAUAGCAAUGAGGGCUGUUGAGAAUUUGUUUUUUUCUUCAUCUAGUUCUGUAAGUGUUUUGAUGAGUUAUAGUUUUGUGGAUCAGCUGCUAUGUUAUAUUCGAAAUGGGGAGGUUUCAAUUCAAGAGUUGUCUCUGAAAGUGGCAUUUAGAUUGUGUGGAACAUCGGAGGAGGCUAAGAAAGUAAUGGGUGAUGCAGGUUUUAUGCCAGAGUUUGUUAAGUUUUUAAAUGCAAAAUCUUUUGAAAUUCGUGAAAUGGCUGCGGAGGCACUCUCUGGCAUGGUUAAGGUACCUAGAAAUAGGAAGAGAUUUGUGCAGGAUGACCAUAAUAUGGCCCUUCUUCUGCAAUUGCUUGACCCGGAGGAGGGAAAUUCAGGUAACAUAAAGUUCUUAAUCUCUAUCUUGAUGUCAUUAACAAGUUGCAACAGUGGGAGGAAAAAGAUUGUUAGUUCUGGAUAUGCCAAAAACAUAGAAAAACUUGCAGAGGCUGAAGUUUCUUCUGAUGCCAAGAGACUUGUGAGGAAGCUAUCAUCAAACCGGUUCCGCAAUAUGUUAAGUGGAAUCUGGCACUCAUGAAUGUAAUACAUGUUUUUACCCUUUUUUAACUGUAUAUUUUCAUAAGUGUCUUACAAGUUUUGCUAAUUUCCCCCCCCCCCCCCCCCCCCCCCCCCCCUUCUCAAUAUGCUUUCUGUUUUAUUCCAUUGGCCUUGCCUAUGACAAGAGUAGCACAGGUUUAUAUUGAGAUUGUAACCAGAUGUAGUGAUACCAUAAAAGCUUUGUUGUAGAUUUUCUUGAGGAUAUACUCUGCCAUUGCUUUUAGGCCUUUAGCUAUGGUAGGUUGUACCAAAGAAGGAAAGAAUUAUAUUAUAUUAUAUCAAAAAAAGAAGAAUGUAAUUACUAAUUACAAUUAUUCACAUA